Molecule: messenger RNA, 810 nt
Organism: Mercurialis annua (annual mercury)
Lineage: Eukaryota; Viridiplantae; Streptophyta; Magnoliopsida; Malpighiales; Euphorbiaceae
Product: stemmadenine O-acetyltransferase-like
Exons: 3
Coding region: 1-810 (269 amino acids)
Source: RefSeq, a predicted model, not a curated record
AUGGCUCAUCACACAACACUUUUUCCGCCGAUAAAAUUGCAGCCUUGGUUCGACAAGGAAAAGCUGCAAGAGAAAAAUGACAAAAUCGUCACCAAAAGGUUCGUCUUUGAUGCUUCCACCAUAGCAGCUCUUCAAGCUAAGUUUAGCGACGAAAUUGGCUACAGUCCGUCGCGGUCUGUGGCUUUAGCCGGUUUCAUAUGGACCCAGUUCAGGUCCGCCAUUCUGACAAACAAAGAAGACCGUAAUUGUAACUGGGUGCUAGCUAAUUCAGUGAACAUUAGGCCAAGAGUGAAACCACAGCUUUCAAAUAUGCAUUUUGGUAAUAUUUUUACUUUUGUCCCCGUGCAGGUUAACAUAAAAGACCGACAACAAAGGUCCGCAGGUCCGAAAUACAACGAUGAUGCUCGAGUUGUUAGUCAAAUGAGUGAUGCCAUAAAAAGUGUGGACACAGAAUAUGUGAAGUAUCUUCAAAAGACAGAUGUGAUCUUUAAUUUACGGCAAGAAGAAGUUGGGAAACUGAUUAGAGGAGAGGUGAUGGGGUUCACUUUCACAAGUGUAUGCAAGAUGCCAAUAUAUUCCGAUUUCGGGUGGGGAAAGCCUGUGUUUGUAGGCUCAGCUGUGUUGCCAUUGAAGAACAUGGUUCUUUUCUGGGAUACUAAACAAGGAGGAGGCAUAGAGGCAUGGAUCAACAUGGAGGAGGAAGACAUGGCUAAACUUGAGACUGAUAAGGAAUUUCUUGCACAUCUUAACUCUUCUACUGAUCCAUUCUUGCUUCAGGCUUUGAAAUUGAAUGCAAAUUCAAGAUUAUGA